UUUAAGCGCACGAAUUAUGUGAAAAUAUGUUAGCAGGUGUUUCUGUACAACGUUGCGUUGCACAUUUUUAAAUUUUAUUGGAACUAUUUUGGACGGAAAUAUUCCUAGGAUUUCAUAGUGCGCCCGAAACGUCAGACGUUGUUGGGAAACAAUUGUUUUUCGUGUUUUUGCAGUGCACCGAAACCGAAGCGAUCGAAAAACAGAAACAUGGAUUACGUAGAAAAUUUGCUUAUUUACGCUAGAAACCUUUCACCUUUUUAUAUCUUCAGCAUGGUAAUAUCGCUAAGUGUCGUGUUGCUGACCGCCUAUCUCGGAUUCUCGGGAUGCACCGCAACAUUGAAUCACGAUGAACGAAACGAACAGCAACAAAGUAACAGUUCGCAUGGUAAAACCGCUCAUAACGAAUCAUCUACUCAAAACACGAAUGAUCUGUCGGAUGAUUCGGGUGAAGACCACAGCAAUGAUAGUGAGCAAGAGCAGCAACGGGAAAAUGAAAUCAACCGGCAGCUGCACAUCGAGUCGUUAGGCCAGUUGAAGUCAGCGAAACUGAAAUCGAUUGAAAAGUCGCUUACCAAUGAACAACGCCAAGCGGAAAAGGAAAUUGAACGGGCCCAGUUAGCAGCUAUAUUUGAGCUUCUGAAAAAACAAGCUGACUGUUCUAAUCUUAACGAAGAAGACUUAAAAGAGCAGCUUAGUUUGUAUCGCUAACAAGCUGCUUUGUGCGAUGAGUUGUGGGUUUAUAAAAGUGCGUUUUGUGUGCUAGUCAAUUUUUAACAGUAGAUCAAGAAAUGAGUGUCCAUUCGAUGUAGGUAUUAGAAUUAUGUUACAGGGACUGUUAGGGAAAUACGCAAACAAUCACAAUCAUAUCGAGAUACGUAUGCCUGUAUCUAGCAGAAGUUUAAAACCCUUUUUUUUAUUAAAAUAGAGAGAACAAUGCCUCUAUAGUCAUACAAACUCCAAUAGUAGUAAAACAAUGAAUAUUAAAUAACAUACUAGAUUUUAUUUACAUGACUGAUGAACGUGCAGGCGUACAGGUUUAAUCAAUUUUAUAGUUGUAAGCAAUGUCAUAGUUGCUAAUAAGCAUCUGCAAAAUCAGCACGUUGGAAAAGAAGAAAACAAUGCUUUGAAUCCAGAUGAAUUCGAACGUGUUCCAGCCCUUGAACUCCAGCAGAUAGGCUGGUAAUAGCCAGCCGCCCUGCGAGAUGAACCACAUUACUGGAAUGAAAACAGCUUUCCGAAUGCCGAUGUUUCGAAAAUUUUUCACACACAACGGUAACAGCGACAGGAACCAGACGAAGUACUGCGAUGUAACGACCGGAUUGUAUGUAACCAUUACGAA
Molecule: messenger RNA, 1339 nt
Organism: Anopheles moucheti
Lineage: Eukaryota; Metazoa; Arthropoda; Insecta; Diptera; Culicidae
Exons: 3
Coding region: 208-708 (166 amino acids)
Source: RefSeq, a predicted model, not a curated record